This is a messenger RNA of Epinephelus fuscoguttatus (brown-marbled grouper), 3016 nucleotides long. RefSeq names its product angiotensin I converting enzyme 2 (gene ace2). The record is from RefSeq and is a predicted model, not a curated record. Gene Ontology annotation, molecular function: metallopeptidase activity; peptidyl-dipeptidase activity. Bases 83 to 2509 code for a protein of 808 amino acids. The transcript is spliced from 18 exons. NCBI's taxonomy places the organism in Eukaryota, Metazoa, Chordata, Actinopteri, Perciformes, Serranidae. Gene Ontology annotation, biological process: proteolysis. Gene Ontology annotation, cellular component: plasma membrane.
AGAAGGUUAUUGAAACUGUAUAACAGAUUACAGUGUCCCUUCUUCUCAGAGUUAGUUUGUGUGUGUGGAUGAAGCAGCCAAGAUGUCUGCCAGGGUUCUUGUAACAUUGCUGGCUGUGUCCUGCGCUGUGUCUGCUCAGUCCGAUGUGGAGAACAGGGCGAGAGAGUUUCUGAAGAGGUUCGACGAAGAGGCCACUCCGCGUAUGUACCAGUUCUCCCUGGCAUCAUGGGCCUACAACACCAACAUCACGAAGGAGAAUUCAGACAAACUGUCACAAGAGAGACAAAUUUGGGACAAAUUCUACACCCAGAAGUCAGAAGAGUCUCUGCAGUUUCCCAUCGACCAGAUCAAGGAUCCAGAAAUCAAAUUACAGCUCAUGUCCCUACAAGACAAAGGCUCUGGUGCCCUGUCCCCUGACAAAGCUGCACAUCUGAGUCACGCCAUGAGUGAGAUGAGUACAAUCUACAGCACAGCGACAGUGUGUCUCAUGGAUGACCCUCAUAACUGCCAGACUUUGGAGCCAGGCCUGGAGAAUGUAAUGGCCUACAGCCGCAACUACUCUGAGCGUCUGCAUGUGUGGGAGGGCUGGAGGAGAGCAACGGGGAAGAAGAUGAGGCCUCUGUACGAAGACUAUGUGGACCUGAAGAAUGAAGCUUCUGUUCUCAACGGUUUUGCAGACUAUGGAUCUUACUGGAGAUACAACUAUGAGACCAUUGAGGAGCACGCUCCAUAUAAGUACACCAGGGACGAGCUGAUGGAAGAUGUUGAUGCUGUAUACGAAGAGAUCCUGCCCUUAUACAAGGAACUGCAUGCCUAUGUGAGAGCCAGGCUUAUGGAGGUCUACCUCGGACACAUUGAUCCAAAGGGACCUCUGCCAGCCCACCUGCUGGGUGACAUGUGGGGGAGAUUCUGGACCAACCUGUACCCUCUGUCAAUCCCCUACCCUGGUAAAGAUGAUAUUGAUGUCAGCGAGGCUAUGGUGAAGAAGGGCUGGAAUGAGACACAGCUUUUCAAAGAAGCAGAGAAGUUCUUCAUGUCUGUAGACCUGUACGAGAUGUUCCCAAACUUCUGGGAAAACUCCAUGUUUGUGAAGCCUGAUGAUGGGCGCAAGGUGGUCUGUCACCCCACAGCCUGGGACAUGGGAAACAGAGAGGACUUCAGGAUCAAAAUGUGCACCAAGGUCGACAUGGACAACUUCCUCACGGUGCACCAUGAGAUGGGUCACAACCAGUACCAGAUGGCUUACUGUAACCUGUCCUACCUCCUGAGGGACGGAGCCAACGAGGGUUUCCACGAGGCUGUCGGAGAAAUCAUGUCGCUCUCUGCUGCGACGCCCAAACACCUGCAGAGCCUGAAUCUGCUGGAAGCUGACUUCGUAUAUGAUAAUGAGGUGGAGAUCAACUUCCUGCUGAAACAGGCGCUCACCAUCGUGGCCACGCUGCCGUUCACCUACAUGCUGGAGAAAUGGAGGUGGGAGGUGUUUGCCGGGAACAUCACCAAGGAUGAAUGGAUGAAGGAGUGGUGGCAGAUGAAGAGGGAGCUGGUGGGGGUGGUGGAGCCAGUGCCGAGAGACGAGUCCUACUGUGACCCACCUGCUCUGUUCCAUGUAUCUGGAGACUAUUCUUUCAUCAGGUACUUCACGAGAACAAUCUACCAGUUCCAGUUCCAAAAGGCGCUCUGCGAUGCGGCAGGUCACACAGGAGCCUUAUCGACAUGUGACAUUACUAAUUCUACAGAAGCAGGAACCAAACUGAGGAAAAUGUUAGAGCUGGGAAGGUCCCAGUCCUGGACCCGGGCUUUGCAAACGAUAUCCGGUGAUGUUAGGAUGGACGCCGGCCCCCUGUUGAAGUAUUUUGAAAAACUUCAUGUGUGGCUGAAGGCAGAGAACAAGAAACACAACAGGACUGUAGGCUGGGAGACAGAAAUAGAUCCAUAUUCAGAGUACGCCAUUAAAGUGAGACUAAGUUUGAAGGCAGCCAUGGGUGACAGCGCUUAUUCCUGGAACCCCAACGAGAUGUACCUGUUCAGGGCCAACAUUGCGUAUGCUUUGAGGCAGUACUACAGCCAAAUGAACAAGACCAUUCACUUCACAGCAGAGAAUGUCAUCGCGUGUAAAGAGACUCCCAGGAUCUCUUUCUACAUUGUGGUCACCGACCCUGCAAGUCCUGCCAUAUUUAUCCCAAAGCAUGAAGUGGAGGCUGCCAUACGGUUAAGUCGAGGCCGAAUCAACGAUGCCUUCCAGUUGGAUGACAAGACGCUGGAGUUCGAGGGUAUCCCAGCAACACUGGCCCCUCCUGUAGAGCAGCCGGUGGAGGUGUGGCUGGUGGUGUUUGGGGUGGUCAUGGGAAUUGUGGUGCUAGUGGGCACCUACCUUGUCAUCUCUGGUAUCAGAGAGCGCACAAAGAAACCUGAGCUGACAGAAGUUGUGGAGAAUCCGUACGAUACAAACAUUGAUGGACAAACUAACAAAGCCUUUGAGGAGAGCGAAGAUGAACAAACUGGAUUCUGAGUCCGCUGGAGAACAGAGGGAAGGUGUCGUCACUGCUCACCUCUUACCAGAGAACUGCUGAAUGUGAAAGUUUUAGUUUGUGGAGUCAUUUUAUAGUUAAUACCCUCCUAAAAACAACAUUUAAUUGCAUUAUACUUAAAAGGCUACCAUGCAAAUGUACUGCUAUUUCAGAUACACCAACAUUAUACUUAGUACAUUACAAAAAUACAAUAACACUUAAGUUCCCUCGACUGCACUAUUUUGGGUAUACUGUUUUGUAAGAAGGAUGAAGAUUUACCUUGUACUUAAAUUAUAUUAAUGUCUUUGGUCAAAUAUAAAUAUACAAUAAUAUACUUUAAAAUGUAAACAUCAAAUAUAAAAUAGUCAUUUAACUAAAUUUAAAUAAUAUUUUAAGUAUGACAAGAAGAAAAAAGUAAAUAUAUAAAUACAAUUAUUGUUAAUAUUGACUGUAUAUGGAUUACAUUUGUACAAAUCUGUUGACAAUAAACACCUGUUUUAUUCACUGUC